This is a messenger RNA of Durusdinium trenchii, 510 nucleotides long. NCBI's taxonomy places the organism in Eukaryota, Dinophyceae, Suessiales, Symbiodiniaceae. The record is from the annotation of a GenBank genome assembly.
AUGCAGGUUGGCGUAAAUGGCCACCAAGAGUAUGGUGAUGUGGAUGCCACCAUGAAUGCCUUUUCCCAAUGGCUGAGCGAAAUGAAAGCCCGAUCAAACAGCAGUCUGCAAGCAAUGAUGGCUGAGAUGAGUGUCAUCCGUGACGGGAUCACCUCCAAUAGUGCGGACCUCACGGAGUACAAGAGGCAUAGCAUCUCAGUUCAGCAACAGAUGCAGUCGCAGCUCACAGAUUUGCGUGAAAAGCUGACGAGCGCCUUCUCUGAGAUCACCUCAUUGGUGAAGCAGAAGGCUGCCACCGACCAGGAGCUGCUUAGCGAAAUCCAUGCAUUGGGACGACAGCUCUCCAUGAAAACAGCAGAGCUGGAGGCCUUGAAGAAGUCCUAUAGCUCAACGCAUCAGCAACUUCAGCAGAACCUUGUGCAGCUGCAGGCACAGUUGCUUCCUUGUGCUCCUUCAUGUCCUGAAGCUCCAAAAUCAUUUGACAUGAUUCAAUCUAACCUUGUGGUUUAG